AGCACCAUGGCCGACGACGGCGGUGGGAGUUCCGCCUCCGCUGAGGCGCCCAGUCCGCGGGGCUCCCCGGCCCGGGCGCCGCAGGUCCCAAGCACGGUCGGGCCGGGCGGCGGCUGCGGGGAGACCCCGCGGACGGCGGCGCUGGCGCUGCGCUUCGACAAGCCCAUCAAGCAGGCCUUCUACAACACCGGGGCCGUGCUGUUCGUGUGCCUGUGCUGCGGCGCCGCCGUGCUCGUCUACUUCAUCCUGGAGGCCUUCCUGCGGCCGCUGCUGUGGGCCGUGCUGUGCGGCACCUUCCUGCACCCCUUCAAGAGCUCGCUCACGCGCCUGGGUCGCCACUGGCUGCAGCGCCUGCACCGCGCGCACACGCCCAUCGUGCUGGCCGCGCUGCUGCUGCCGCUCUGCUUCGCCGACUACGGCGUCGAGGCCCUGGGCGAGCAGGCGCUGCGCCGCCGCCGCCUGCUGCUGUUGCUCGGCGCCGGCGGCCCGCUGCUCUACGGCCUCUACAGCCUGGGGAGCUACCUGGGCGUGCAGGUGCUGCUGGCCCACGCCGGCGCGCUCAUCUGCCGCGGGCUGGACUACUUCAGCAGCCUGUGGAUCUGGACGUUGGUAGUUGGCUAUGUGUUGGCCGUUUCAUUCAAGUGGAAUGCGAACACUGAACGCUACUUGAGAGCAGUUUCGAUUCCUGUCUGGAUUAUAUUGCUUUUUCAUUUAGCAUCCCUAGCUGGCUCAUGGAGAAUUCCAGUAUUCCUGGUUAUUGUUUUCCUGAUGUCUGUGGGCACCCUCUAUGAAAAACAGAAUGGAAAAGAGUCUGCUGGGGCAGAGUUACCAGGGCAGGUUAUCUCCAUGGCAGCUUCUACUCUGGCGACCUUGGCCAUCUCUAUCACAGGGUAUGACUCGAGCACUGAAGACCAGCCCUCGACCCAGCCUGCAGAAACCAUGGACAGAGGAGAACCCCCUCCAACACUGUCCUCAUCUUCUUCACCUCCCUCCCCUUCACCCACCCUCGGCAGACAAAGGCCUGAAAUCGGAACGUUUCUUAGAAAGAAGAAAACAAGUGAUAUCUACUUUGUGUCUCUUGUUUGGGCCAUCGUUGGAGUCCAGAUCUGGUUGAACCUGUGGAUCGUACAGCUGCUGCCAGUGCCCAUUGCAGUCUGGAUACUCAAAAAGCUUGUUAUUCACUUUGGAGUUGUGAACUUCCUGGAGAAGCGCCGUUCCGUGUGGUGGCAGGUCAUAGAGCACUUCCUGAAGGAGCGGCAGGGAGCUCUAGCUCCGUGGCCAAUUAUCGGGCUUGGAAAAUUCUUGUUAAAAGUUGAUAGCAAGCUCUGGCACUGGCUAAAUAAGAAGAUGAUCAUCUGGUUGGAGAAGAUGUUAGACAAAAUAAUUAGCAUUUUCAUCAUAUUUUUGUUAGUGAUAGGAACUCUUCUUUUAGCCCUACUCCUGACCGCAAAGGUACAUCAAGAGAGUGUACACAUGAUUGAAGUCACAAGCAAUUUGAUUAAUGAGACUCUAGCGAAUCACCCUGAGUGGGCAAAUUGGCUUCCUGAGGCUCAGGUAGUCCAAAGAGCACUCAAUUCUGCGGCUAACAAUGUGUAUCAGUAUGGACGAGAAUGGAUAACCCACAAGCUUCAUAAAAUUCUGGGAGAUAAGAUGAACAAUACUGCUGUAAUUGAAAAGCAAGUACUAGAACUGUGGGACAGACUAUAUCAUUCUUGGUUUGUAAAGAACGUAACGCAUUCUGGAAGGCACAAAGGACACAAGAUGCAUAUAAGUCGUCAGAAUAGCUGGCUGGGAGACAUUCUGGACUGGCAGGAUAUCGCUUCCUUUGUUCACGAGAACAUUGAGACAUUUCUUUCGAUCUUAGAGUCUCUGUGGAUUGUUAUGAGCCGGAACGUGAGCCUGCUUUUCACCACUGUCACUACACUGCUGACCAUCCUCUUCUACAGCGGGACUGCCCUUCUCAACUUUGUGCUGUCUCUGAUAAUUUUCCUGACCACACUAUUUUAUCUGUUAAGUUCCAGUGAUGAGUACUACAAGCCGGUGAAGUGGGUGAUAAGCCUGACACCACUGUCUCAGCCAGGUCCUUCUUCUAAUAUUAUUGGCCAGUCUGUGGAAGAAGCUAUCAGAGGGGUGUUUGAUGCUUCCCUCAAAAUGGCUGGCUUCUAUGGAUUGUAUACCUGGCUGACUCAUACUAUAUUUGGCAUCAAUAUUGUCUUCAUACCAUCAGCUUUAGCAGCAAUCCUUGGAGCAGUGCCGUUUCUGGGAACAUACUGGGCAGCAAUACCAGCAGUUCUAGACCUGUGGCUUACACAAGGCUUAGGAUGCAAAGCCAUCUUACUGUUGGUUUUCCAUCUCUUGCCAACGUACUUUGUAGAUACUGCCAUCUAUUCUGAUAUAUCAGGAGGUGGCCAUCCUUACUUGACAGGCUUGGCAGUGGCUGGCGGAGCAUACUACCUAGGCCUGGAAGGAGCAAUCAUCGGGCCCAUACUUCUCUGCAUACUUGUGGUCGCUUCCAAUAUCUAUAGUGCCAUGCUAGUGAGUCCCACAAACUCAGUGCCCACGCCAAACCAGACCCCAUGGCCUACUCAGACUCAGCGGACUUUCCGUGACAUUUCUGAAGAUCUGAAAUCGUCAGUAGACUGACAUGGCUUCCACUGCAGUGAUUUCUCUAGGAAAUUCAGCCUUGACUGUGAGUUCAGCUCAGCUGUGGCCUUCUGUCCUUUCAGCUGUGCCUAGCAAGCAGAGCCCAGGAAAAGAAGCAGAAGCCUCCUGGCCUUUCAUACGGAAUGCCUGGACAAGAGAGAACUUGCUGUGGGCUGCUUUGCAUUUUAAAGCACAGCUUUAGAGCUUGGAAAUGUGGUUUGCUCACUGAACUGUCGCUAAGAUGGCUUGAAAAGUUUGUUUAUACACUGGUACCGUGGCUUGAAAUUUUCCCACUUUGGUUGUCUAUAUUAUUAUAAUGUGUAUUUAUAAAGUUACUUUAAGAGCCUAAACUACCUGCUAUUAAAAUUGUAUACAAUGUCAUUUUCUCCUGCUUUAAGAAAUCUAUUUUUGAACUUUUCUAUGAUGGUCACUUUUCAAUGAAGAGGGCUUUCACUUUUGAGUAUAUAGUUGCUUGAGCAGGAAAAAUGAGUCUUCUACCCUUCUCCCACAGUGUAUAGUCUUCUCUUUAAGAAAGAGCA
Messenger RNA from Ceratotherium simum simum (southern white rhinoceros), 3182 nucleotides. Lineage: Eukaryota; Metazoa; Chordata; Mammalia; Perissodactyla; Rhinocerotidae. The record is from RefSeq and is a predicted model, not a curated record.